This is a messenger RNA of Megalobrama amblycephala (Wuchang bream), 1314 nucleotides long. RefSeq names its product beta-1,3-galactosyltransferase 2-like. NCBI's taxonomy places the organism in Eukaryota, Metazoa, Chordata, Actinopteri, Cypriniformes, Xenocyprididae. Gene Ontology annotation, molecular function: N-acetyl-beta-D-glucosaminide beta-(1,3)-galactosyltransferase activity. Bases 250 to 1203 code for a protein of 317 amino acids. The transcript has a single exon. The record is from RefSeq and is a predicted model, not a curated record. Gene Ontology annotation, cellular component: membrane.
GUAUACUGAAUUUGCAUCAGGGAAAUUUUAUAUGAUUUUGCCGAAAAGCCUUAGAGGCUCUAAGCGCAGUGGUCAAAGACAUUUGCUUGUUUACCUCAUAGAAGCACAGUGUUUUUGCAUUUUAUCAACUGUGCAACAAUGGACCCACUUAAAUUUAAGAGGAUAGUUCUGUCAUCAUGUACUCACCCUCAUGUUUUUUGAAACUUGACUGACUCUGAAACGUUUAAUUUUUUUCCCAGCCUCGUUCAGAUGUUCUGUAAGAGUUGGCUACUUGUUAGUCUCCUCAUCCUACUUAAUGUUUUAUUGCUGUAUUUCACUGCUACUACCCUCGAAAAAAGAAAGUGGAGAAAGGUGGCGAGAAAACUAGGGAACUACCAUGUUGCUUACCCUCAAAAUUAUAGAUUUAUCAUCGACGAACCAGAGAAAUGUGAACAACAAAAGCCCUUUGUGGUGGUUAUCGUUCCUGUGGCUCCGGAGAACUUCGAGGCACGUAAUGCCAUCAGGAUAACAUGGGGCAGCGAGGAGCUCGUCCGGGACAGAGUGGUGCUGGUUCUGUUUCUUCUGGGCUCGCGAAGUGGAAACGAAACACUGCAGGAGAAACUCCAGAAUGAGAGCCAGCAGUACCAAGACCUUCUGCAGAGCAACUUCCAGGAUUCCUACAGGAAUCUGACCAUCAAAACCAUGGUGAUGAUGGAAUGGCUCAGCAGAAAGUGUCAACAGGCGUCCUACGCGGUGAAAGUGGACGCUGACGUGCUUCUCAAUAUGAACAACCUAAUAAAAAUGCUUGUAAAUCUGAAUAAACUACAACAUAACUACAUUACCGGCCUAGUUAUGUUUGGAAACAGUGUCUUGAGAGAUCCAUCCAACAAGUUUUAUGUCCCUCACGAUGUGUAUCCUAAAUCCAGAUAUCCUCCGUAUCCUCUGGGAAUGUGUUAUAUCUUUUCUAUGGACUUGCCAGAGAAGAUCCUACAAAUAUCAAUGCAUAUCAGACCUAUUUUUAUUGAGGACGCAUAUCUGGGCAUGUGCUUGAAGCAUUUGGGAAUUACCCCUAAGAAACCACCAAAUAUCGGGCAGUUUGUAGUCAGACCACCGCCACAAUUCAAUCGCUGUUACUAUUCUAAACUGAUAGCAAUACUUACAGAAAGCCUGACUCAGCUGAUUUCCUAUUGGAUGGAUAUCCACUCAUCCAGCAAACCUUGCUGAGAAUGCAAAAUAUCUACAUAAAUGUUCAGUUUAAUUCAUUUUACAAAAGUUUGUUUUACCUGAUAGCUGUGUGUGACAAUUGUUUGAUACAUUUGCAUCCUGAAUGAUACA